Camelina sativa (false flax) is the source of this 405-nucleotide messenger RNA. The record is from RefSeq and is a predicted model, not a curated record. NCBI's taxonomy places the organism in Eukaryota, Viridiplantae, Streptophyta, Magnoliopsida, Brassicales, Brassicaceae.
GAAGAUAUCGAGAUGGAUGUUGAGGAGCUUUCAGAGGAGCAGCAGCUGCUACUUGCUGCCAUUAGAAAGAAGAGAGCUAAGAUCAUUCUAGAUCACAGGCUCAAGAAGACUGUUGCACAGAACCGAUCUACUGUUCCAAGAAAGUUUGACAAGGACAAGAAGUACACAACGAAAAGAAUGGGUAGGGAGCUAUCAGCUCUUGGACUUGAUCCAUCUUCUGCAGUGAACCGUGCAAGAAGCAAGUCUAGAGGGAGGAAGAGGGAUCGAUCAGAUGAUGAGGGUAACGACGCAAUGGACGUGGAUGAUGAGCAACAGUCGAACAAGAAGCAGCGUGUGAGAUCGAAGUCUAGAUCUAUGUCGAUCUCAAGAUCUCAAUCAAGGCCUCCUGCACAUGAAGUUGUGCCU